GCUAUAAUAUUAGAUAUAGCCGAUAUCCUUAAUAGGUAGGUAUUGGAGGUGGUAUUGCUGGGUUGUUGAGCGGGGGUCGAUUACUGUGACAUCCGUUCUCACGCCUCUAACAAAUAUAGCUGGGACUUCACAAGAUUGUAUUUCUUUCUUUCUUUCAUUUCAGUGUCCAAACAAUACUGAGUGAUGCGACAAACUGAGGGUAACUCCCCCUGGUCUGCCUGAUAGUGCCCCAAGCUUUCACAGGUAGAAUUUUCAAAAGGGUACUUUAUGUUAUAAAAAUAACUAAUUAACCAUAUAACCAACCCCUUUGCCUUUAUCCUCCAUUACCUUUAUUACCUUUAACUUUAACGGCGAAGGCCUUCGCGUUCGACCUUCACAUUCAAUCGAGAGAUAUGGCCGAGUCGGACGAACGGUUUGUCUUCAUCAACCAUGAAGAUGCCAUAGACAUCCAACCUAUUGGAGCGGGGCAUCUCCAUGAGAUUAGCGAUUUCGUCAACCACAUUGAAGACAAACUUUGGGAUGUGAACAGGACGAUCCACGACAAUCCUGAGCUAGGAUACGAGGAGUUCAUCGCCCAUAAGACAUUGACAAAGUUCAUGUCGAGUCAGAGCGGAUGGAAAGUGACACCGUCCGCUUAUGGGCUAGCGACCGCCUGGGUGGCGGUGUUCGAUAGCGGGAAGAAAGGGCCUGUUGUCUCCUUUAAUGUAGAGAUGGAUGCAUUGGAUGGCAUCGGACAUGCCUGUGGCCAUAACCUCAUCGCGACAGCUUCCGUAGCAGCCGGCCUAGCUGUAGCGGAGAUACUUAAACAGGGCCAACUAGGCGGUAAGGUGGUGCUCUUCGGGACACCCGCAGAAGAAGGCGGUGGCGGAAAAAUCAAACUGCUACAGGCUGGCGCGUACCGAGACCAUAAGGUCGAUAUUAGUAUACUGUCGCAUCCUGGUAUCACCAAGAACCACGCCAUUAUGCGCACAUCCGCGUAUACAGCAUUUAAAGUAGAGUAUUUCGGGCGCGAAGCCCAUGCAGCGGCCAACCCAUGGCUGGGCAUCAACGCCUUAGACGCACUUAUUACGGCAUACAACGCCAUUUCUGUCCUCCGUCAACAGACGAUGCCAAGCGAUGUGAUACAGGGCAAUAUCACGGCCGGUGGUGUUCGACCUAACGUCAUCCAUGCAUACACAGCGGGCAACUUCGUUGUCCGGGCUCACUCGCAGGCUAGACUGCGCGAGUUGAGGAAAAUGGUUGACGGUUGCUUCGAGGCGGGAGCGUCUGCGACGAGAGCCACUCUGAAGAUGACGCCCGUCCAGUCGUAUGCCGACCACGUCCCCAACCGCGUGCUUGCAGACCACUAUCGUCGGCACUUCAACCAGCUCUCCCCGCCGGAUCCGAUUCCUGACAAUCCGGAACUGGAUGAGGUAGAAGGGCGCACACUGGCCAGCACGGAUCAGGGGGAUAUCAGCUACGCCAUGCCGAGCCUCAACGUUGGAUUCUCGAUUCCUCCCGGCCCAGGGGGUGCGGGGCCCCACAACCCUGGAUUUGCAGAAGCAGCGGGAACAAGAGUUGCAUUCGAGAAUUGCCUUCGUGCUGGGAAAGCUAUGGCUGCCGUAGCAGUUGACGUAUUGGGAGAUAUGAAGCUUCUGGAUGAGGUAAAGAGGGAAUGGGAGAAAGACAUCAAACAACAACCUGUUUGACGACUUCUGGAUGUUUCUACAGUGAACAAGCUGUUUUCCUUUGAUUUGCCCUCCUCUCCUUUUGCUUAGGCAUGUAGGUGGAUAGUAAUCAUUGAUAUGAAGAUCUUGAGUGUCUCGCCCGUCUGUUAAAAGAGAGCGGCUACCC
This is a messenger RNA of Xylaria bambusicola, 1833 nucleotides long. RefSeq lists its product as uncharacterized. The transcript is spliced from 3 exons. The record is from RefSeq and is a predicted model, not a curated record. Gene Ontology annotation, molecular function: dipeptidase activity. The coding region runs from base 393 to 1688 and encodes 431 amino acids. NCBI's taxonomy places the organism in Eukaryota, Fungi, Ascomycota, Sordariomycetes, Xylariales, Xylariaceae.